UUUGAAUUUUUCUUUCAUAAUAUUGCAACACUAACAAAGAUAUUAACAGACCUACAAGCACUUGUUGCUUGAAUUUUGGUACAUGGUCUGCUGUGUAUGAUCACCUAUCUGAUUCAUGAUUAUGCUGGAAAUAGUGUAACUUUUCUGCAUCUUAACCUCUAUAACAGCCUUUGCUACAUGGCCAAUUCUUUCUUUCAGUUUUUUUGCAGAUAGGUUUGCAAGAUCAAAAAUUGACAUAUGUUGCCCUGUCCUCACCACAAAAUCAAUAGGCUGCAAAUGGCAUGGUCAAGUAGGUGAAUGUGGCUUCUUUUUCUUCACAGAUGGCUUUCUCACACUCCCUCCUAUGGCUUAUAUAACCAAAACAUGUUAGAGGAACUUGUACAAAGUCUUUUCCCUUCUUCCACUAACAUAUUUUGUCCUAUUACUCCCUUUGGACCAAGGCAUAUCUGCAAGUCCAUGCAAAGGAUUUGGCAAAGGAUGAUAGGCAAGAAGCAGAACCCGCAGAAGGAGGCAGCUAGGGAGUUGGAGCAGGGCGUUAGUCUGGUCAAAAGAAAAUGCAAAGAUCAUACGGGGUUGAGGGUUGAGGCACAAAUAGUAGCUAAAGUUUAUUUGGCUUUGGAGAACAACCUGAAAAUUAUCCUUGGUAUUGAUGAUAUUUGAUAUUGGGUUAUGGAGAGGGUUGAAGAGCCAAAGGUUAAAGGGACAAGACGUUUGAAGUGUUCAUGGGAUUUCAGUAAGACUAGGAAAUAAAUAUUUGUAGUCACUAGAUGUUAUGACACAUAUGUCCACCACCAAAGAAGUGGCUAGUUAUCAAAUGCACACAAAAAGUUUCAGGGAUUCUUGGGGCAUAACAACGACAAAUUUAUUUUGUUUUUUCAUUUUCUUUUAGAUGUAGCAAUUGACAAUUUGUAAUUUUUUUCUUUCAAAAUGUAAGCCUAUUAUUACUUUUGUGUA
This is a messenger RNA of Glycine soja, 954 nucleotides long. RefSeq lists its product as uncharacterized. The record is from RefSeq and is a predicted model, not a curated record. Bases 298 to 660 code for a protein of 120 amino acids. The transcript is spliced from 4 exons. NCBI's taxonomy places the organism in Eukaryota, Viridiplantae, Streptophyta, Magnoliopsida, Fabales, Fabaceae.